AGAGGAUUUUUUUUUCUAUGCUGUGAAAUGUUUUUCAAACAAUCACAGUUAAAACUAGAUAGGUUGCGACUAGCGAAUUCCAAUUUCAAGUUUCUCUCUCUCAAAUAAUUCACUUGAACAGGACUACUAGUUGUGUUUAAACCAAGAGAGAAGAGAACGAAAAAUAAACACUCCUCUUAUCACUUUGAAGAUGGCUAAUUAAUUCUUGAUUUGUUUUUGUUUCCUUUUUGAUGAGAAAAAAGGGAGUUGAGAGUAGAUUAAACAAUUAUUCAUGAACCCUGAAAAGCGAAACACCCAUAGAGACAAAGAGAUAAUUUACAGACUCGAGUAGACAGAGAAAUGGGGUUUGGUUAGAGACGCGAAACAAAGAUAAAGAAUUGGGUUAUGGUUUUCUAGAGAGAGAGAGAGAGAGAGAGGGCAGAGAGGCACAUGGCAUGUGAGCAACAGCUGUGUCCACUCCCCACUUGAUAAAUACCCUUCUUACCGUCAGUACCAGGUCUUUUGAGUCUCUCAGCUUCCUUCCUUCCUUCCUUCACCCUUGAAGUAAAACCAAGCUCUCUCUGCACAAAAAAAAAACCAGAACUUGAAGCUCUCUACCUCUCUAAUGGCUGCUCUCAAACCCUAAAGACUCAACCUUUUUCUUUCUCUCUCAUGAACCCAUCGACAAAAAUGAAAGCCCACUUCCUUGCUUUGCUUCUCUCUCUUACCUUUCUCUCUCUACAAGCCUCACCACCACCUUUCCUUAGCUCAACAAACGAAGACACCCAAAACCUUAUCAACUUCAAGACCACCCUCUCUAACCCAUCUCUCCUUCAAAACUGGCUUCCUAACCAAAACCCUUGUACCUUCACUGGAGUUAAAUGCCAUGAAACCACUAACAGAGUCACCUCUAUUGGCCUCGCUAACAUUUCUUUAUCUUGUGAUUUUCACUCUGUGGCUACAUUUCUUUUGACUCUUGAGAGCUUAGAGAGCCUUUCUUUGAAAUCAGCCAACAUUUCUGGCUCUAUUUCUUUCCCUCCUGGAUCUAAGUGCAGCUCCGUUUUGAGCUACUUAGAUCUAUCUCAGAGUAGCCUCUCAGGUUCUGUCUCUGAUAUAGCCACUUUACGUUCUUGUCCAGCCUUGAAAUCCCUGGACCUUUCUGGCAACUCCAUUGAGUUUUCAGUGCAUGAAGAGAAAUCAAGUGGGCUAAGAGGGCUCAGCUUUAAGUUUCUUGAUCUUUCUUUCAAUAAGAUUGUAGGCUCAAACGCGGUGCCUUUUAUUUUAUCUGAAGGCUGCAAUGAGUUGAAGCACUUGGCUUUGAAGGGAAAUAAAUUGAGCGGAGAUAUUGAUUUUUCAAGUUGCAAGAAUCUCCAGUAUCUUGAUGUCUCUGCAAACAAUUUCUCUUCGAGUGUUCCCUCGUUUGGUAAAUGUUUAGCUCUGGAGCAUCUUGAUAUCUCUGCCAAUAAGUUUUAUGGUGAUCUUGGUCAUGCUAUUGGUGCUUGUGUUAAGCUCAACUUCUUGAAUGUUUCAAGCAACAAGUUUUCAGGUUCAAUUCCAGUGCUUCCAACCGCGAGUUUGCAGUCUCUUUCACUUGGUGGAAACCUUUUUGAAGGGGGGAUUCCUUUGCAUCUAGUGGAUGCUUGUCCAGGUCUUUUUAUGCUUGAUCUUUCCUCAAAUAAUCUAACUGGUUCUGUCCCUAGUAGUCUUGGUUCUUGCACUUCAUUGGAAACUCUUCAUAUUUCUAUCAACAACUUCACUGGUGAAUUGCCUGUUGAUACUUUAUUGAAAAUGACAAGUCUGAAGAGGCUCGAUUUGGCAUAUAAUGCUUUUACUGGUGGUUUGCCUGAUUCUUUCUCACAGCACGCUAGUUUGGAGUCUUUAGAUCUGAGUUCUAAUAGUUUAUCUGGGCCAAUCCCUACUGGUUUGUGUCGAGGUCCAAGUAACAACUUGAAGGAGCUGUAUCUUCAAAACAAUAGGUUUACUGGGUCUGUUCCUGCUACCCUCAGUAACUGCUCUCAACUCACGGCACUCCAUUUGAGCUUCAAUUACCUCACUGGAACCAUCCCUUCGAGCUUGGGAUCGCUCUAUGAGCUUCGUGACUUGAACCUUUGGUUUAAUCAGCUCCAUGGAGAAAUCCCACCUGAGUUAAUGAACAUAGAAGCAUUGGAGACUCUGAUUCUGGACUUCAAUGAGUUGACAGGAGUGAUACCUUCAGGUAUAAGCAACUGCACCAACCUUAACUGGAUCUCAUUGUCUAACAAUCGGUUAAGUGGUGAGAUUCCAGCAUCGAUUGGCAAGCUUGGGAGUCUGGCAAUUCUCAAGCUGAGCAACAACUCCUUCUAUGGUAGAAUCCCACCAGAGCUUGGAGACUGUCGUAGCUUGAUUUGGUUGGAUCUUAAUUCCAAUUUCCUCAAUGGAACAAUCCCACCCGAGCUGUUCAAACAGUCUGGCAGCAUUGCUGUCAAUUUUAUCAGAGGAAAGAGGUACGUGUAUCUGAAGAAUGCAAAAAGCGAACAGUGUCACGGGGAGGGAAAUUUGCUUGAGUUUGCCGGAAUAAGAUGGGAGCAGCUGAACAGAAUCUCCAGCAGCCACCCCUGCAACUUUUCCAGAGUAUAUGGAGAGUACACCCAGCCCACAUUUAAUGAUAAUGGAUCGAUGAUCUUCCUUGAUCUUUCUUACAAUAUGUUGUCCGGCAGUAUUCCAGCAGCGAUUGGGAGUAUGUCAUACCUCUAUGUCUUGAUCUUGGGUCAUAAUAAUUUCUCUGGAAACAUUCCACAAGAGAUUGGAAAGUUGACUGGUCUUGACAUUCUUGACCUCUCCAACAAUAGGCUUGAAGGGAUAAUUCCUCCGUCGAUGACUGGCCUUUCAUUGCUUUCGGAGAUUGAUAUGUCCAACAAUCACCUCACUGGAAUGAUUCCUGAAGGGGGUCAGUUUGUAACAUUUUUAAAUCAUAGUUUCGUCAACAACUCAGGCCUCUGUGGAAUACCUCUUCCUCCAUGUGGGUCAGCUUCAGGAUCAAGCUCGAAUAUUGAGCAUCAGAAGUCUCAUAGGAGACUGGCAUCUCUGGCAGGGAGUGUGGCAAUGGGAUUGUUGUUCUCGCUUUUCUGCAUCUUUGGUUUGCUUAUUGUUGUUGUGGAAAUGAAGAAGAGGAAGAAAAAGAAGGAUUCAGCCCUUGAUGUCUAUAUAGACAGCCGCUCACACUCUGGCACCGCAAAUACUGCCUGGAAGCUGACUGGUCGUGAAGCAUUAAGCAUCAGCAUCGCCACAUUUGAGUCAAAGCCCCUGCGGAAUCUCACUUUUCCAGAUCUUCUUGAAGCAACAAAUGGCUUCCACAAUGAUAGCCUUAUAGGCUCUGGAGGUUUUGGUGAUGUGUACAAAGCAGAACUGAAAGAUGGAAGCAUUGUAGCCAUCAAGAAACUGAUACAUAUCAGUGGACAAGGAGAUAGAGAAUUCACUGCUGAAAUGGAGACCAUUGGCAAAAUCAAGCACCGGAACCUUGUUCCACUCCUUGGUUACUGCAAGGUAGGAGAAGAGCGAAUCUUGGUGUAUGAGUACAUGAAAUAUGGUAGUUUGGAAGAUGUUCUACAUAACCAAAAGAAAACUGGGAUCAGACUGAACUGGGCUGCAAGAAGAAAGAUUGCCAUCGGUGCUGCCAGAGGAUUAACUUUUCUUCACCAUAGUUGCAUCCCACUUAUCAUUCACAGGGACAUGAAAUCUAGCAAUGUCUUGCUUGAUGAGAACUUGGAGGCCAGAGUUUCCGAUUUUGGAAUGGCGAGGCUUAUGAGUACAAUGGACACUCAUUUGAGUGUUAGCACAUUAGCAGGCACACCUGGUUAUGUCCCGCCCGAAUACUACCAAAGCUUUAGGUGCUCCAUCAAAGGGGAUGUUUACAGUUUCGGUGUAGUCUUGCUUGAGUUGCUGACAGGAAAAAGGCCAACAGAUUCAUCUGAUUUUGGUGACAAUAAUCUUGUUGGGUGGGUGAAGCAGCAUGCCAAAUUGAGAAUAAGCGAUGUUUUUGAUCCAGUGCUCUUAAAAGAGGAUCCAAACCUUGAGAUGGAGCUCCUACAACAUUUGAAGGUAGCUUGUGCUUGUCUAGAUGAUCGGCCAUGGAGACGACCCACAAUGAUUCAAGUAAUGGCAACGUUUAAAGAAAUUCAAGCAGGGUCUGGCCUUGACUCACAAUCCACAACCGGCACCGAAGAUGGAGGUUUUAGUGCAGUUGAAAUGGUAGAGAUGAGCAUAAAAGAAGGGCCAGAGCUAAGCAAGCAGUAGGUAAACAAGUCUUGUCGAUUUUCCAUUGAGCUCUGAACACAGAAAGAAGAAAGAAGGUGAAGGUGGUGAUCAUAGAAAUGAUUCAUUCAACUCCAACAAAAUUUCCCACCUUCAUAAAAAUGGCGGCAUAAAACUGCCUGUCUGCCUGCAUGGCUUCUACCAUUUGAUGUAUGUAUCAUGUCUUAUAUCCUCCUAGCAAACUAUUGUGAUUUUAUACAUAAAACAAAGGUUGUUUAACUUGUUAAACAGGUGUAAAUAUACAGUCUCAUAUGUUGUUAUGCAGCUUUGGUUUUUUAGUUAA
Populus trichocarpa (black cottonwood) is the source of this 4552-nucleotide messenger RNA. RefSeq names its product systemin receptor SR160. Gene Ontology annotation, biological process: hormone-mediated signaling pathway; protein phosphorylation. NCBI's taxonomy places the organism in Eukaryota, Viridiplantae, Streptophyta, Magnoliopsida, Malpighiales, Salicaceae. The record is from RefSeq and is a predicted model, not a curated record. Gene Ontology annotation, molecular function: ATP binding; protein kinase activity; protein binding. The transcript has a single exon. Gene Ontology annotation, cellular component: plasma membrane. Bases 652 to 4251 code for a protein of 1199 amino acids.